UAUAUAAAGGAAGAAAUCCAAGAACUAUUCACUAUAUAAUUGAAUAUUACGAAAAUCAAAAUUACGAAGGCAUUUUACUUUUCUUGGAUUAUUAAAAAAAGAUUUGAUUCAGUUGAACGGAAGUUUGUCUUUUAAACCCGGAAACAAUUUGACUUCGGGGAAAACUUUCUGCUGUGGAUUUCAAUAGGGGAUUUUCGAGUUCUUCCGUUCCGUGCGUAUUUUGUGUUUAUAAUCUACUUAAGUCACAUGAUUUGGCGAUUUUGAUAGGCAUGGUUUCUUCCGGUUUAGCUAACAAUCAGACGAUUUUCUUCAUUUAUUGUACUCGCUGGUUUUGAUACCGAAUUUAAGAACCAGUGUCAUUGGUAUGUGGCAGAGGGAUGUAAUACGGAUUUACGUAAGAGAGAAAACUGGCACGUGGCAUCGUUUUUUCAGGGAAAGGGGGGGGGGGGGCUAGAAAAGAUGUCUUUACAAUAUUUUGUCUUAAAUUCUUGUCAAGAAUGAAUAAAUAUGAGCAUCUAUUUUUCAUAUAAAAUAGAUGCCUUUAUUUUACGAGAAAUACUCGCAUUAAAUUCGGGUGCGGGAUAUUGGGGCCUCAAUAAACAAGUGCAAAUGUGCAUCACAUCGGGAUCGGCCUCCUUUCUGAUGCUGACUUCAACAUGCAUCUAUUAAUCGCAUUAAGAUUUUUAGAAUAUUAGGCAAUCAAUAUGUACGGAUGGUUGUAGAUUGUCUAAUUACAUAUGUCGGUACUGUACCGCAUGCACAGUAACGUGGUUUCAUGAAAUAUAUGUGACUUUUGAUUGUUCAGGUAUAUUCAUCUGUUAAGGUCAUAUAUAGUGCAUCUUCAAAAACUACCUGGUAAUCCAUAGAUCCUCAGCCAUGCAUUAUUAAGACCAUCAUCUUUCUACCUUCUAAAUUCUUAUAAUUUCGCCUGCUUAUUUCUUUUGAAAUAUUUGGAGGUGAGUGAUUUUUAUUAAAAUUAUUUCAUGUGUCGCCUGCUUUGAUAUAUUAGGCAACUCGCACCGAUCAUGUUAUCCGACAUCCGCCUGUUGAGUCAUACUUUGAUAAUAAAAACGGAAUCUCACAGGCAAAACAUAAAGAGUGUCGACUUUUCACCAUAACAGGCGCCUAGAUCGCCUUUGAUAUUGGGGACAGAAAAGAAAGUUUAAUGUGUCUUUAUUAAAUUUGCAACCCCCCCUCCAAAGUUUCAAUUGCUAUAAAGAAAGGGGGGAGGGGGCUCGUCCUCCACUACAUGGGUUCAAGUCUUAAUUCCAAGAGCUACAUACUUCUUAGUUGUUCACCACUCACGUCAUCCAAUAUAACAGCUUUAAUUAAUUGUCAAUACCCCCUAUCCCAAUCUAUUUUACGUGGCUGAUGUAUUGUAUCUAUUUAAAAAAAAAAAGAAAUAUGGCAGAUUAACUGAAUGCUGUUUUUAUAUUUCGAGUGAUUGAGAUCCCUCCAGGAAGAGGACCAUCGCGAAACACAACUGGGUUUAAGCAUAGAGGAUAAGAUGAGCGUUGCAUCAGAGCUGUGGCUGGACCAAUAAACAGGAACACGAUCAAAAUAUGACAUGCCUGAUUGUGACAUUUGGUCAUCACUCUUGGGACAAGGAACAGUUUUCCAUACCAAGGGUGCAACCACGUGUAGUAUGUUGUCUCUGGAUGGCCAACAAAUUGAAAAAUGGCGCUGAAGAAGUCCAAUCUUACCAUGCAUAGGAUGAUAAAAUUGGUUAUACACAAAACUAAAACUUAAAACCUACAGCCUGUUUUGAUGAGGGUAUAACGACCAAAAUGAUUACAUUAGACAAAUGUUAUCCUCCAAAUAUACCACUACUACGAUUUUCCCAAGUUCCAUACCAGCCGUAAAUUGAUCGGAGGUUUUCCUACAUCCUAAAGUUCUGACGAAUUGAAUACUUUUAAAUAAGCUACUUCCAAGUGUCCGUGCAGUGUAUGAAUUUAUUAGAGGUUUUACACUGACAUCUCUGUUUUCUAGAACAAGGAUGGCUAUAAGAUAAGCAAUAGCAUUAUCAUGGAGAAAUGCAUUCUGUGCCUAAAAGAUGACAGUACUACAUCACUUGUCAAACUGCGACUUAAAAGGUUGUCAUGGAAUCAUCAGAGCAAGCCAAGAGAGAGGAGACCGUCUGUCAGUAUCUGAACGUAAUUUUGUCCAUCAGUCUUGCAGGAAGACAUAUACGAAUCCGAAUGAUAUCCAGAAAUGUAAACGACAAAGACAGGUUCUGCAGGAAGCAAACACAAAUACACCAAAAUUACGAUCAAAGGCCCGGUUUGAUUUUAAGCAUCACUGUUUGUUCUGUGGAAAGGAGGCAACAGAUGCAAAGAAAAAAGACAAAAAUGUAUUUCCUGUCCGAACUGGUGAUUUUGAGAGCCGAAUCCAAGAGGCUAAAUUAACAUAUGCAGAGUUAAAGAACUUAAAAACACCGGAUAAGACUCUCCGUAUUGAUCUGCUGUCAGUAGUUAUUUGGCCUCUUAAAUACCCGACACCUAUGUGGUCAGGCUUCAUGCAGAUGGUCCACAGAGGAGACUACCCAGGUAAAUCUUCGGUUCCAUCCCUGCCUAUGAUAGAUUUGAAUGCUUCCGAUAUGACAUGUAUAUAUUCCACACUGAAUUUCGUCUCUAACCAAGCAAAGCGUUAUGACAUCACCGCAGUCUUGACUUUUGAUCAACCUCUCUACUGGAAAGCACUCUCAAUCAUUCAAAAUGAAAAUCCAGGAAGUCACUUGAAGUCUGUAGUAUUACGACUAGGACCAUUCCAUACAGAGAUGAGCUUCCUCGGGUCAAUUGGAAAUCUCAUGGCUAAUAGUGGACUGAAAGAAAUGCUAGAACUUAUCUACGCCCAAAUGCAGUAACGUAUUUGCUUAAUGGAAAAGCUGUUGCUAGAGCCUUUAGGGGUCACAUGUUGGUGGAUACAGCACUUCAUUGCUUGUUACUUUCAGAGAUCUUCGAUAUUGAUGUAACUAAAAUUUUAGAGGAACCCAAAUCGAACAUUGAUUCUGUUGAACUAAGGGGGAUUGAAAACCUAUACUCUCAACUAACUUCUGGAGAACUAUCAGUUUCAGAAGCAUGCAGCUCGGAAGUCUUGAUAAACCUUGAAGCAACUGUCCGCAGUAGAAAUUUUAAAACAAAAUCGAACAGCAAAAUUAUGGCUUCAAUAUUCCGAAAUGAUUCAGAUCUUGAGACAACUUGUUAAAGCAGAGAGAACUGGUAACUGGCCUCUUCAUUUUGCAAACCAUCCAAAACAUGCUACCAUUUUUUGCUGCAUCUGGACAUAAUCUGUAUACGAAAACGGCUUAUGUUUACUUGAUGACAAUGCAGGCUUUAGAGAGAGACCAUCCUGAUGUUUAUGAGAUUUUCUCAUAUGGUAAUCAUGUCAUGAGGCGCACCGACAGAUACUGGUCUGGAAUAUCAUCAGACUUAUUGAUUGAACAGGUCCUUAUGAGGAGUGUGAAAACUGCAGGCGGAUUGAUGAGAGGUCGAGGUUUGACUGAAGCACAGCGAUCCCUAUGGUUAAUAUCCAUGCCCGCAUGUGCUGACAUCAACCAAGCCAUGCAAGAUUUGUCCGGGGUAGGAUACUUUUCUAGUGAACAGCUCAAAGAUGAAACACAUGCAAGACAGAAGAAAGACACUGAAGAUAUAAAGACCCUUAUCACAUUCCUAAAAGAUAGGAAUCCAUUCCUUGAAGACGAUCGUUCACUGCGAAACAUUGAAACAGGAGUAGUAGGUGAUAAAACAGUGAAUGUAGAUGAUGCUAAGAAGGUUGGAUGCUGUAUUUUACAAGAGUUACCUGGGGAAAAUAUAGCUGAUCAUUCGUUUAAGAGAAAGAAGCAAGCCGUUACUCUUGGAAACAAAACCCAGAUAAAACUUGAUGGCGAACCAAUACAAGUAGAUCCCCACCUUCUCUUUCAGAGACGCACAACUGCUGCAAAUGGUAUUUUCGAUGACAUUUCAGAGAUAUUUCAGUAUGAAUUAUGUGGAGUUCCUUCAUCAAUAUUUGAAAGCACUGGUCUUCCAAGAGAGCCCCAAAAAUCAAACCUUGCCGAAUAUAUAUGGAAUUUAAUUGAACUAAAACCAGACGAACCAACAGAAACACAUUUUGUAUUGGAUGGCGGUUCUCUCAUACAUCGUCUGCCAUGGAUAAAAGGAGCAACAGUCGACGCCAUAUGCACAUCAUACAUCAAUUACAUCAGCAAUCACUAUAGCAAUACUACCGUUGUAUUUGACGGAUAUCCAUCAGUACCAACUACAAAGGAUGUAGCUCACGUCAGACGCACAAAAGGAGUCGUCUCUCCAAAAGUAAUUUUUAACAAUGACACACCGAUAAGAACAAAAAAAAAGAUGUAUUUCUUUCAAAUCCAGAGAAUAAGCAGCUCUUCAUUAACACCCUUGGGCCGAAACUACAGGAUGCUGACGUUCCGGUUAUCCAUGCAGAAGAAGAUGCUGAUUUAAAGAUAUUGCUCACUGCAGUCGAAAAGUCAGAACACCAUACAACGACCGUCAUAGGAGAAUAUACAGAUCUUGUAUUGCUCUGCUAUCACUCAAAAGAUACUAUCAACAAGAUUUACUUCAGAUCAGAACCCAAGCAAAACACUACCAGACUAAAGAUUUGGGACAUAAACGAGACUAGGAACAAACUUGGAUUAUCCAUCUGCAAUAUUUUACCAUUUAUUCACGCAUUUAGCGGAUGUGACACAACCUCUAGAAUUUUUGGUCAAGGCAAGGGUACAGUUCUCAAGAAGAUAAGUGCAAACACGCAAUUACAAGAACAUGCAGCCGUCUUUUGCCAACAAUAUAGUAUUGAUAGCAUUCAAAAAGCUGGAGAACAAAUGUUUGUUGCGUUAUAUGGGGGGUUACAAGACGUCGAAACACUAGAUACUCUGCGUUACAGAAUUUUCGCCUCGAAGGUUUGUGUGGGAAAUAUCUAUGUACAGGUACAUACACUGCCCCCAACAGCUGACGCCGCAAAGUUACAUUGUAUGAGAGUAUAUCACCAAACGCAAGUCUGGAUAGGGAAAGGCGAUAAACUAGAUCCAAAGGAUUGGGGUUGGCAUAUUGAGGACAAUAAACUACUGCCAAUACGAGCUAUACUUCCACCGGCUCCCGACAAGCUCUUAAGGAUCAUUAGAUGUAGUUGUCAACUGAACUGUGACUCAAAGCGAUGUUCCUGUCGUAAACACGGCAGUGACUGUUCUCCAGCUUGUGGGGAAUGUCGAGGAAUAAAUUGUUCAAAUACAAGUAACAUUCCGCAAGCUGAGGAACUUGACGAUAUUUAAAGGCGUGGAUUCAGAAAUUAACAAUUUUGUGUUGAGAUGACAUUUAUUUCUAUUAUUUUUUACAUAUGUCAUUCCAAUUUUUCAAAAAAGAAAACCACUAAUCAUCUGUUUUCAAAUAUUCAUAUUUUAAAGAAAAAGAAAAUUGCAUGAAAUGUGUCAAUUGAUUAAAUGAUAAAUAGAAAAUGAAGCAAUAUUAAGCAUUUCAAUAUACUUUUUAACCAAAUGUUUACCAAAAUGCAGCUAUAUAAGUAUCCUUUGUAACUGCAUUUGUUUGUAUUUACAAAAAUUGAAUUGAUAAAAUGACACGAUUUUUAAUGACCAGAAAGAUUAACAAUAUUUUAAAUUGUUGAACACUUCAUCAGUUUCAAUUAUGAACAGUUUUAAAAAAUGUUGGUGAUGUGAAUUUCCCUUUGAAUAUUACUUUUGAUAUUUUCAGUGAUUUUCUUAGAAAAAAGCGUGUUUUUACCCCAAAAUUCACCGUUGAAGUGGUAAUUGUACUAUCAGAAAUAUUAAAUGUUGUG
This is a messenger RNA of Ostrea edulis (European flat oyster), 5805 nucleotides long. RefSeq lists its product as uncharacterized. The coding region runs from base 3255 to 4460 and encodes 401 amino acids. The transcript has 5 exons. Lineage: Eukaryota; Metazoa; Mollusca; Bivalvia; Ostreida; Ostreidae. The record is from RefSeq and is a predicted model, not a curated record.